GGUACAUAGUGGCACACCGACCAGGGAUCUAUGAUACUCUUAGAGUCUUACCAUAAGAACAAAGUUGUGUCUUGAUACCGAGGCCAAUGUCAACAUCAACACCCUGGUUAUCGAAUUCUUUCACGACCUCCAGUCAACUAGAUGUUGAUUCGGCAGCUCUGUCUUCACUUCUCCAAAACACUUCUUUGAGCUCGACGUCGAGCGAACUAGGUUCCUCUGGUCACUUUGCGAGCUUUGUCACCCUCGUUUCAGGUCUUGAGCAAAGCUUGCACAACGAAGAUCCGCUUUUUCUAGACCUUGACGUUUCAUUCAACCCGAAUCGCACCCUCAUCGCUUCUGGCGCGUCUUCUCGCGUGGAAAAAGCAACCUGGAAUAGCAGUAACUUCAAGGGUAAAUUCAACAAACGAUGGGGAAACUCGGUUGCACUCAAAUUUACACGAUAUCAUACCGACACUCAUCGGACCGCCACCAAUUGGAAACACCUUUUAUCUGAGGUUCGGGCUCUACUCCAUGAGCCCAUCCGAUAUCAUCCGAACAUCGUUCGACUAUUAGGAAUCAGUUGGGGUGCAACGGACGGAAUGCGGUCCAACUUCCCAGCAUUGGUUUUGGAGUUGUCGGAACUCGGGACGCUCGCACACCUUCAAAUGAACGAGAGCGAGAGCCUCUCUUUCAACAUCAAGAAAAAACUGUGUUGGGAUGUCGCGAAGGGUAUAUCCAUCCUCCACGCUUGUGGCGUCGUUCAUGGCGAUCUGAAACACGAAAACGUCCUCGUAUACCCUAAUCGUGAUUCUGACGCUACGGUCAAGUACGUCGCCAAGAUUUCCGACUUUGGCGGGUCUGUAAUGGACCUGGGGGUUGAUCAGUUUCGGACACUAUAUACUCCCACCCAGCUAUGGUUAGCUCCCGAAUUCUUCGUCAAAAGCCAUAUGUCGGAGGGUGAAUUGAAACUUACCGAUGUGUAUGCGUUAGGUCUUCUAGUGUGGAGGACCAUUAUAGAUGGUAAAAACCCAUACCAGCAACUUGUUUCGAAUGCAGAGCCUAUGCUCGAAUCACAGAUUUAUGAGCUCAAAUCCUCGAACGAGCUGAUAAGCAUGGCAAAGGAAAGCGUACUGCAUCACGAGCCUAGCAUUGCUCCUGAUGGCAUUCAGAUCCUGCACUAUAUAUUCGACAAUACUAUUCAAUGCGCACCGUCCUCAAGGAAUCUUGUUCGUACAAUUGCUGCUUUACAAGUAAACAAAAUUUCAGAAACGGAGGAAUUAUUAGAAAAUGCGCGCAAGAAGAACGAUGAACACAAUGAGCUUCUUAAAAAUAGGGUACUAGUUCCCGGUCAACAUGGGCUGACACAGGAUGGCCUAGGUGUUUACCUAGCCCAAACGAAUGCGACCACUGGAGAUUAUGAUUAUCAACACGCAGGGCCAGGCUUUCGCCCCACUAUCCGUCCUCCACCCCAGGGAGAGUUUCGUUUCGAGCCCCUUCGCCUCAAAGCAGUCCUCAACUGGAAAUGUCAAACCAUGCUCAUACAUGAUCUCGAAGCGGCCGCUCUCGUCGAUCUGAAAGGUACGGACAAACCCUCCGCACCAACUCAAAUGAUUCCUGCCAUCGCAGGCUUUCAUACCUUCAAAUGUUAUUGCUACGAAUUUGGAACCAAGUUCGAUAGCGUGAAAGCUUGCCACUGGCUGAAAUUUACUGCUUCUUGUGACGUGGAGUGUCUAGAAACCAACCUCGCCCGCGCCUGGUGUUGGAGAUUUCACAAAACUUUCAACGUUGACUUGGAUAUGGAUUCUUCCAAAACCCUUAGUUGGCUACGCUGGGCUAUCGACAAGGGACAUCGGAAAUGCAUCUUGGAAGGAAAUUCGAUCCUUCAAGAUUUGAUGCCAGGCCCCGAAGUGCGUGCUUUCCAUGGAAAAGAACUCCUUGACUCGUAUCGUUUGUUAUCCACGUGUGGCGGUGGUGUCGGGAUGCCAUUCUUUGUUCCCGGAAAGCUGCGGAGGUUGUAUCACAUGGACGAUUUUGCUGCACUAGAACAAGAUAUUCAAGCUGAAUUGACUUUUCGUGGAGUUCAGUCCGUCGAUGAGAUUUACGUCAACAGUCGAGGAGAUGGCUUACUUCAUAUGGCUGCAGCUCUUGGUCAACUAGGUACCUUGAAGUACCUUGUUGAAACCCACCACCCGAAUAUCAAUAAGGCAAAUUCGUCUCGUGAGGAAACGCCGUUAGUUUCCGCCUGCCGAGGUGGACAUCUAGCCUGUGCAUUAUAUCUCCUCGAUCUCGGGGCAACACCUGAAGGAGAUCGAUUCAGUUUAGAAAGACCAUUAUGGUGGCUAUCCUCAUUCAAAGAAGACGAAAUUCCAAGAAUCGCUGCUCGGCUUGUCAUGGCUGGUGCAAGUCUGACAUUCCCCCAGUCGCCCUCGGAAUUCUCGACUCUUGCAUUAAGCAGAGGACAAUUACGGUCGAAGUAUGUUUGGGCCGAUUAUGACAACUUUUUACUUCUCCCUGCUUCCCCUUUGUCGAGAGCUGUCAUGAUGGAGAGCUUGCCCGCUGUUAGAGCUUUAUUGACUCUCGGGGCACAUCCCUUGGAAGGAUAUCGCGACCCGAAGCUGAAGCCUAACACUGGCCUCUCAGUGUGUCCGAUGGUCGUUGCAGCAGCUUUGACGCAUUCGGAUAUACUCCAAGUAUUGCUUGAUCAUAUUGACUCAAGGACCGCGAGACCAAUUCGCCUCUUCUCUGAAAUAAAGAUGUUAGAAAUGGCUUUGGAUAGCAAAGUCACCAUAGGAGAUCCUAUGUCCGUGGAUCGUCGAGUCGCGAGGCUCGGACCAGCAUAUCAAGAGUCAUUGACUUCUACUUUGCGGAUCCUUCAUGACAGGGAAAUUUGUUUCCAGCAAGAGGACGAUGAAGCGACAAAACAACUUGUGGCAAAAGGUUCCGCUGACAUGCUAUACCGUCUUGCUUCUGUCGGACAGAUCGAUAUUCUCAGAAUCUUGCUCCAGUUGGGGCAUCCUGCAAGGGGAUACGCAGAGGUUUUCCCUAUCGUUGCCGCUGUCCAGUCGAAUAAUGAACCCAUCUUUCAACUUUUGGUUGACUACGGAGCCGAUCCUACCGUGCUCUAUGAUUUUCCAGCCCUCAGGAGAAAACGAACUCUUCUUCAAGUUCUCGCUGAACGGCCUCAUAACACUAUAACAGGCAUCGGUAUUGCUCAGGCUCUCCUUGAGAAAGGUGUUCCGGUCGAUUUUGUCAAUCCGGGUGGUCUCGACCAACAAGAAUCGGAUUUGAUUGUGUCUCGGCCCGCUUUCAGCUCUGCAGUUCUAAGACAAGAUUUCGAGCUGGCAGAUCUAUGUCUCAAGCAUGGUGCGAAUGUGGACCUGACUUAUGUUCACAAGGCCAAUGUUGCAAAAAUCACCGUCCUCGGUGAGUUGGUUUGCAACCCUACAGAGAAAAACCAGGAUUCGCUGCAAUAUUUGCUUGGAUUGGAGGUAUUUCCAUCAUACAUCGUCAGUCCAACGGUUGGUUGGAGUGUGCUCUUCCACGCUUCGUUUUUCUGGGCAACCACAGAUAUGCAAAGACGAAUUCUUGGACAAAUGGUCCGGAUGAUUGUUGCUAAGGAUAUCUAUUCGUCUGAAGAAGUCAUGCGCUAUGCACCACACGCACAAGUCCAGGCUAUCGGGUUCCCAUUUGUGUUAGCAUUAAUGGGAAAUCUUGAAGUCUUCACAGCGUUGUUGGAUUGUAUCCCCCGAAUAUCACAGAAUCCUCAUUUGUAUUUUGAAUACGAAGGAGUGAAGCUUUCGUUGCUAUUAAGGGCUAUUAUAGCGAAGUUUCCUCAGCUUCCAGAGCAUAUUUUGGCAGCCAACAGUAAUUUGGGUAUCGCCAAUGACAAAACCAUGGAUAAUGAGUGGAUGGAGAGAUAUAAAUUGAUUUUGUAUCGACUGGAAGAGCAGCAGUAGAAUUUCUAUGUAUUUGGCCCACUUAAAUGUGUUGCAGCACACAGCGCUGGAAUACGAAGGUCAAUGCUGAAGAGCGGUGACCUUCGAAUUCCGGGAGGAUAAACUACGUUUAUCUAUUAUGUCCAUAUAGUAACGUUCGCUUGUGAGUCGUACGUUCGCACUCUAACAAAAUCUGACAGUACAUUAUGAUGUUAUUCUUUCAUUGGCCCAGCCGGAAAAG
Molecule: messenger RNA, 4155 nt
Organism: Lentinula edodes (shiitake mushroom)
Lineage: Eukaryota; Fungi; Basidiomycota; Agaricomycetes; Agaricales; Omphalotaceae
Exons: 6
Coding region: 87-3935 (1282 amino acids)
Biological process (GO): protein phosphorylation; proteolysis
Molecular function (GO): protein binding; protein tyrosine kinase activity; aspartic-type endopeptidase activity
Source: RefSeq, a predicted model, not a curated record